Molecule: messenger RNA, 4824 nt
Organism: Strongylocentrotus purpuratus (purple sea urchin)
Lineage: Eukaryota; Metazoa; Echinodermata; Echinoidea; Camarodonta; Strongylocentrotidae
Exons: 13
Coding region: 12-4628 (1538 amino acids)
Source: RefSeq, a predicted model, not a curated record
UGUAGAUCACCAUGCCUAGAAAGGAGUCCAAGUUUGUCAACGACCACUUCAGCAAGCCCUGGAUUCAACCUAUGCUUGCGACCUUUGACCCGAUCAAGUUUGACUUCAUGGUGAAACCAGAGCAUGUUGUGGCGCAGAUCAUCAACAUCAAGGAGGGAUGUCGAGAGAGCUUGGGAGAGAUAGACCACGAUGAUUAUGCAUCUGCAGACCUUCAUGACAGCCAUGUCAGGGCUAGUGCUGUAUUUACUAAGGAGGCCAUUGAGGAGUUUGAAAAGUACGAAGAGUCCCUAAGUGGAUGUGAAUUUGAGCAUCUCCCAAAUUCCAUCUUGCUUUUGAAGAAGUUCCGAAUCAUCCCGAAGAUUACAGAUCAGCUGUGUGAUUGUAACCUGGUUAUAUGCAUUGAAUCUUUCAUUCUGUGGACCAGCGAGGGCCCUACAUGUACCAUCUCUUGCCUACCGAGGGCUAGAUCGAGCUGUGCAGUCAUUCUCAAUAUCCAAAGGCUAUGGAAUAAUGCCCAUCAAGAAAGCUUACAGGAGGAAUCAGGAACCGAGGCUUUGACGAACUCUGACCUUCCCUUUUCAUGCGAUGACCUGAGCCAGCUAUUGGCAGAGGUCAAAAAGGAUUCAUCAUUGUUACAGUCCUCACAUAGCGGCAGAGGCAGUCAAUUAACAGUUGCCAGCCAAUCUUGGGGUACACCUUCAGUUGGUCCUGGACCAGACCCUCCAGAUCCUGGUCCCUCAGGGCCAUCAUCCGACUGCAACUCUCUUGCCAGCCAAUCUCAGCGUAGUCCUUCAGUUGGCCCUGUGACCAGUGGUCCAGACCCAGACCCUCCAGAUCCUGGUCCUUCAGAGAGAUCAUCUUUCUCUAACCAUCCUCCAGAAAAAGCCAUUGAUAACCCAGAUGGAAGAAGGGAACAAGAUGAGGGCAGUACCUCUGAAGGAGGAGAGAAAGAAGACAGCUUGAAAUGGAGACACGUCCACCAGCUUGCGAGCUGGGUCUUUGAGAUCAAUCUUCCCUCCUCCGUUGCCCCCGGUGAUACGAGAGAAGACAGGAUGGAAGAGGUGGUGAGGUGGGUCACAGGAUGCGUGGAGAAACUUCCAGAUAGACAUAGUGAAGAUGAGGAGAGUAGCUGUGAGAAGGAUGGAAUGCAAGGUCAAAGGUCACAGGACUUGGGCGCCAAACAGGCCUCCCCGGCUCCAAGAUCCCCCUUCAGCAGGCGGAAGUCCAGGAGGGGUAAGAGGCAGUCGCCCCUCGUCAAGAAGCCUGAGGUGCUGAGAGGACCGAGCCUGGCAAGCCAUGGGCAGGAACGAGAGGAGAAACUGAUGCAUGAGAAGAUCACUAAACUACUUCCUACCACCAUGCUAGUGACUUUAUCACCAGAUGAUAUAGAGCCACUUCCUGAAGAAUACGAUCUUGAUGAUGAUGAUGACUACGAUGACAUUCCUCAUUCCAGUGACUUGAACAAUAAUCUACAUUUGAGAGAAUGGGAUGGCGAAUACCUUGAGGAAGUGCAACCAUCAUCAUCAUCAGUCACCAAAGAUAAACAGCCGACCCCCAGCUCUGUAAAUCGCAGGAAACGCGUUGAUGACCCCCUACAUUCAGGUCCUGCAAAGACAUCAUCCAGAGGGCUGUUCGCUGAGCAAUUACAUCCUCCAGGAACUGAACAGUCCUUGCAGAAUGUUCUUGAGGAAAUUGAUGAACUGUUUGACAAUCAUUCCGAGAAGUUACUCAGAGAUGCUAUAGAUGCGGUGGACACUCCGUUUAAGACAUACCACUCACAUCAAGCUCAAUCUGCCAGAGGAAGUGCUUCGGAACUUGGUACAGAUGGUGACGGUAGCCAUGAUGCAGCUCCAGAAGCAAAUCACCUUAAGGGGCAGUCGCAAUAUACAGAAGGUGACAGCAUCAUGAUAGAUGACCAAUCUAGUCAGUUGAGUCAAGAUGAUGAUGAAACUCAAAUACCUCCCUCGUUUCGCCCAUCUCGCCAGUCUCCCCCAGCAACCGCCCCCAGCCUAUCGGUGAAGAAGAGGUUAUUGAUGCCAUCAACAUCAUCAGCAACCCUAUCUGACUCCAGUCAGAGUGACUUCAUGAUAAAUGUGUCUGGGGACAGUGAUUUCACCAUACUGAAGUGCAGUAUUGAUGACCGUAUGAAGAAAGAACACACAACCGAUGGCACCGGUGAUCAUGAGGAACAUUCUGAUAUUGGUUCUGGCAGCGAUUCUGAUAUCUUCAGCCCAGUAGAUACUUCACAUCCAGUAGAAACAUCAGGUGGGACAACAGAAGUGGCAGAGAGCAGUGAUAAUGUUCCUGUAUUACCAAACACAUCCUUGAGUGAUGGCUGUGACAUAGUGUUGAAAGCAGAACAUGUCAUCAAGCGCGAGCCUGACCAAGUAACAUGUGGUACACUAACUGGAACAACAUAUUCCACGACUUCCGAUGUUGUAAGCAACAGUAAAGGCAGACGUGUCGCUCCUGGAAAUGAGAAAGCUUCACCUCGAGUUACAGAGUUGUCCAGAAAACGAAAGCAAAUGAUUGUUUGUGAUGACGGUGAUAGAAGGGGUAGCAGUGAAAAACGGAUCAGGUUUGCAGAUCCAGACCAAAGUAGUAUAUGCCUCGAUGGAAGUUUGGAAAUAGCCAGUGUCUCAUUUAAAGACAGCCAUAGAGUCUGGACAUCUACGCAAAAGGAUGGGCAGGAGGCUGGAGUACAGGAAACAAUUUUUGUAUCAAGUAGCGAGGAAGAAAGCAGCCAAAAGGAAUCUGCUGAGAAACAAACGUCAAGUGCUCAUUCUUCAGGGUUGUGCUUGUCUGGGUGGAUCAGCAAGCGGGAUAUGGUGCGAACCAAACAUACAACAGUACCUGGUGUUGAGGUCAUCCAAGAAGGUGAAUCUGAGGAGACUGAAGUUACAAAUUCACAUGAUAUCAAUGCAAGAAGUUGUAGGAAGCAGAACAACUGUGAGGAACUCUCUCCCAUUGUUCUGUCAUCAGGUGGCCAAAGUGUAGACAUCCAUUCAGUGGAUACACAGGAGACCAGUGUAUCUGUCAAGGAGACUGUCCAUAGCCUGCUCAGCUCUGAAGGAAGUGCAAAGGAUAGCAACAAAACAGCGGAGUUUAGCGUCACCCCUGUUCUGUUCAGCAGCGGUGAGUCAACAAAGGCUGCUACUCCCAAUGGCACAAAGCAGCAGGACCAGACAGCCUCUGAUAAGACUGUCCUGGUGACAGGUUCUGGAGAUGUAAGAGAAGGUGAACAUGGUGCAUUUUUUGGUGCCACCCAGGAUUCUCACAAUCUGGAUGAAGUGGAACUAAUGAGCAUUGAAACACCAGAAGACUCCCUUUCAUUCAACCCAGAGAAAGUCCUGUUCAGCAGCGGUGAGGAGCAGAACCAGACACCCUCUGAUAAGACUCUCCCGGUGACAGUAAGAGAAAGUGAACAUGGUACAUUUUGUGGUGUCACCCAGGAUUCACACAAUCUGGAUGAUGAAGAGGAACCAAUGAGCAUUGAUACACCAGACUCUCUUUCAUUUAACCCAGAGAAUACUGCUCUUUCAAUGUCAUCAGCAGGAGUAGCAAAAGAUGUUAACUCACCGGAGGACAAGUUUACGAAGAUCAUUAGUGUUUCAUUAUCCAGUUCAGGCAGAUUCUUUGUUAAGGAGACCCAACCUGAGUCAAGUUCUGUUUCCACUCCAAGGUCAUCUAAUCGCCAUUCCAGUAAGUCACCGACGCCUCCUGGAAAGUUAGUAUUUGUUGAAGGUGGGGACUUGGUGCAAAUAAUUUCUGGAGAGGAACUAGACAUUAGCACGUCUAAUCCACCUUUUAAAUUUAACACAGAGAAUUCUCCUAAUGAGCAGAAGACCAGUCGUCAAGAGAGGAAUACACAGGGUUUGUCUUCUGCAGAGCAUCCAAAGAUAUCCAAGACCCUGAUCGAAGAGCCAAAGCCUCGAGUCACCCAGUCAGUCCUGUCAUCCAAAAUUUACAUGGGAUCAAUGAAAGUGAGACAAAUGACUCUAAAUAGGAAACAGAAACCAUCUGCAACUCAGACGAGGCCUUCGAGUAAGUCAAAGAAUGUGUUACCUGAGAAACAAGGUGCUAAUGCACAGAACACACUGAAUUCGUGCUUGUUAUCUGGACAGAAUUCAAGAAAGAGCAAGUCAGAUGUUGAGAGAAGGACCGCAAUAGACACCUCGAUGGAUGCAGCCAUUACCAGUGAUGAUUCAUCAAGUGACAUCGGGUUUACUUCCUUGGGAAAAUCUCCAACAUCUGGUAAAAGAUCAAGCUCAAAGAACAGAACUGCUGAUCAGGCUGAUGAUCUUAAAGACAGACCAGAUGGCUCUUCUACUGCUUCUCUAUCUAGACCAAGUAGGAGUGAACGUGCAACCAAAGACAAAAGGAGCUCCGAUCGUAAAAGGAAGAAACGGGAUCGGCACAGUAUCGGUAAUCUAGACAUCGAGCAAAACCUGCUAUCUCCUGUAUUUUCCCUUCCAAGUCCAGACGAAGAUGAGAGCCUGUCAUCUUCAUUAACCGAGAGCAUAUUGAAUGGCACCCAUCUUCCUAGUGAUGAUUCCGCUUCUAGUACAGGAGAAGAAGCUCUUCUUGACUGGUGUGCCAUGUACCUCCUGGAAUCAUCAAAAAGGUAGAUGGGUAUACCAGGAGCCUUGCAUCAUGAAACCAUUCCAUUCUUAUCUUUGCUGAUUCCAGCGAUGAUUCUGCCUACGCUACCAGAGAAAAAGAUAUUCGAGAUUGGUUAACCAUGUGUCUCGUGGAAUCCUCCGUAACGUAGAUGGAAGUACCAGGGGGUGUUUCACAAAGAUCCUAAGUUGACCUUAUCUCUAA